Vigna umbellata (rice bean) is the source of this 1661-nucleotide messenger RNA. Its product is annotated as Transmembrane amino acid transporter family protein. NCBI's taxonomy places the organism in Eukaryota, Viridiplantae, Streptophyta, Magnoliopsida, Fabales, Fabaceae. The record is from RefSeq and is a predicted model, not a curated record. Gene Ontology annotation, biological process: amino acid transmembrane transport. Gene Ontology annotation, molecular function: L-amino acid transmembrane transporter activity. Gene Ontology annotation, cellular component: vacuolar membrane.
UAUAUUCUAAGUUUUUGAAUUAGCAUGAUGUUGAAAUCCUUAUGGAAAAGCCUGAUAAGCCUUCAACAUAAGUGUGUGAAGAAGCAAAAGAGUGAAGUUGAUGGAAGUGUGUCAGUGCAUGGUGAAGAAAACUCGGUCGUUUUGCCUGUGCAGUGUUGCAACUGUUGCGUAGAAGAAACCAAACAAUGCAAUUGUGACCAUACUCAUGUAGCAGAAGACGCAAAUGUCCACGCUCAGCGUCAUGCUAACUCCAACAGUUCCUUUACUCAUGCUGUCAUCAACAUGGUGGGGAUGCUCGUAGGUUUGGGGCAACUAUCAACUCCAUAUGCCGUGGUAAGUGGAGGGUGGGUGUCUGCAUUCUUGCUUGUAGGACUAGGUGUGAUGUGUGCUUACAGUUCUCACAUACUUGGAACAUGCCUCAGAAAGAAUCCAAAGUUAAGAAGCUUUGUGGAUAUUGGGAAACAUGCGUUUGGAUCAAAAGGAAGGUUGGUGGCUGCAACAAUCAUCUACAUGGAAAUCUUCAUGUCCCUUGUUUCCUACACCAUCUCAUUACAUGAUAAUUUGAUCACAGUCUUUCUGGGGACAAAUCUCAAGCACCACUUCCCUAAAUUCUCUUCAUCUCAGUUCCUAACAGUGGUGGCAGUUCUCAUUGCCCUCCCUAGUUUGUGGAUCAGAGACCUCUCUUCCAUAUCUUUCCUUUCAACACUUGGCAUUCUCAUGUCUCUCCUCAUUUUUCUCUGUGUAGCUGCCACUGCACUUUUAGGACAUGUCCGAAACAAUCAUGCCAUACCUGUCCUCCAACUCCAUAAUAUUCCAUCAGUAUCUGGCCUUUACGUCUUUGGCUAUGGAGGACACUUUGUUUUCCCCGAAUUAUACACAUCCAUGAAAGACCCUUCAAAAUUUACCAAGGUUUCUAUUGUGAGCUUCGCACUGGUUACAGCAAUUUACACGACACUGGGGUUCAUGGGUGCGAGGAUGUUUGGUAAGGAUGUAAAGUCUCAAAUAACUCUGAGCAUGCCAGCAGAGAGCAUUGUGACAAAGGUUGCUCUGUGGGCAACCGUGGUGGCACCAAUGACCAAAUACGCGCUUGAAUUCAUACCAUUGUCAAUUCAACUAGAACAUGCUCUUCCAAGCACCAUGAGUGGCAGAAACAAGAUGAUUAUUAGGGGUUGCGUGGGUUCAUUUUCACUUUUGGUCAUACUAACCCUUGCUCUGUCGGUUCCAUAUUUUGAACAUGUACUAAGUCUCACUGGUUCCCUUGUCAGUGUUGCCGUUUGUUUGAUUCUGCCAUGUUCUUUCUACUUGAAGACAUGUUGGGGUCAAAUAUCAAACCUUGUCUUGCUCCUUAACCUCUUUCUCAUCACAUUUGGCUUUCUUCUUGCUCUCAUGGGCACCAUUUCCUCCUCAAAGUUGCUACUCAAAAGUUUUCAAUUGCAUCACUCAAGUUAAUUGGAGUGAUUACUAUAUACAUAUAUAUGUACUGAUAGGCCAGUCUAUGGUUGCGAUUUCUUGCUUAAUGAAAAAUAGUUAAUGAUAUCAAUUGUGUUAUAGUUAAAAUUGCAUAAUAGUGGAACUACCUUAUAAAAAGGUAUCCAAACAUAGGUUGACAUAAUUAAUAUAUACAAACUUGUAAAGAUUACGAAAAUUAUGCUGAUAAUAUG